Messenger RNA from Rhizophagus irregularis DAOM 181602=DAOM 197198, 1999 nucleotides. NCBI's taxonomy places the organism in Eukaryota, Fungi, Glomeromycota, Glomeromycetes, Glomerales, Glomeraceae. The record is from RefSeq and is a predicted model, not a curated record.
UAUUUUUUUUUUUCCCCCCUUUCUCAUCUAUAACUUAUGAAGGUAUUCGUCAAGUUAUUAUUUUUCUCCUUUUAUUUAAAACCGUGUUCUUCACUCGUAUAUUAUUAAGGUGAAACCUUAAAAAAUUGUGGAAUUUUCUAAACGCGUCUAACGUUUUCUCGUAAAUUCGGUUUUUUAUGGGAUAAAUUACUCCACACAUAUAUAUAUUAUAAUUUUCUACUUUUUUCCCUUAUCUCUUUUAUACACAUACACUCACAUAAAAACACACAUUUACAUCAUAAUCAAAAAUGCCUUACACACCUCCAACAACAAGUCCUGCUCUUUCCCCAUCAACUCCUUGUAAAGGAUGGCCUUUUUCAACGAUAUCGUCUAUUGGUUCUAAAAAGAAGAAUUUUGAUUUGGACAAAUUUGCUAAUGAUUUUGUGAAAGAUAUCGAUCGUGAUAAUGCUAUAAAGGAAGUCAAAGAUAUCCUCUCAACUUCUCCUCAACUUUCAACUUCUCCAAGACGUAAAUCUGCUCCAGAAUCAUAUUCAAGAAAACCUUCUUUAAAAGUUAACUUACCUACAUUGCCAUUACCCGAAAUUCGUCCUUGCAUAUUAAGAAAGAAGAGUGGUGAGAUUGUAAAACCCUCGCUUAAAAAGGGCCUUUCAAAAUCCGAGCCUGUUACGCCCACUUUCCCAAAGUAUGUACAUUUCAAUGCAGAUCUGGAACAAAUUAGGUUGUUCAAUGAGGCACAAAGACCACAAGCUGUAAGUGCUGAUGUCUCAUCUGAUGAGGAGUCUGACGAUGAUAAUGUAUUUGAUGAUAAUAUACUUGGUUAUUCCGCUUCUGAUGAUGAAGAUGAUAACAUUGAAGAACCUGAACUUAUCAUUUCUCUUCCAAAUAGACCUGUUAUAACUACUUUACAUAGUUCAAAACCUGUAUUCGUAGAAUCAAUCUAUUUAUCUCAAGAUAAAAGAAAACUUCAAGGUCGAAUUAUGGUACAAAAUAUUGCUUUUCAAAAAACUGUUGAUGUAAGGUACACUUUUGAUUUUUGGUCUACCGUAUCUGAAGUACGAGCAACUUUUGUUGAAGGUAUAACUUCAAAGGAUAAUAAGAAUAGUUUUGAUGCUUUCAUUUUCUCUAUCGAGUUGAUCGAUAAUUCAAGAAAUCCUAUUGAUGGAAAGACAAUGUAUUUUGCCGUUCAUUAUAGUGUAGAAAAUAAUGAUUUUUGGGAUAAUAAUAAUGGAUCAAAUUAUCAAGUUAAUUUUAAGAGGAUAACACCACCUUCAUCAACUAUAUUUUCUAAUAAUAAAAAAAGUAAAAAUAAUCAAAAUACUUCAUCCAAUUCAUCGAAAUGGUCUAUGGCAUCCAUGUCACGUCAAUCAACUAAGAAUUUGAAUGAAUCUCUUUGUCGUUCUCCACCAACAUUGGAAUCUUCACCUAAAUUAAAUAUGGAUGACGUAAGAAAGAGAGUGAUGGGACGUUAUGAUAUUGGUGUUUCAUUGUCUGUCGCUCAAAAUUCUAGAUCAUCAGCUCCAGUAACUCCAACAAAUGAUUAUUCACGUACAUUUCAAUUUUUCGCUCCUCAAGUACAAUAUGGUACUUCUGAUUUUCCCAUUUCACAUUCACAAUUGAAUAAUUCGAAUCCAAUCGCGAUUCCAUCACCAUCAAAACCUGACAUCGGAUCAAGUUCAUAUUAUGAUCUUGUAAAUCAGUAUUGUUUCUACUCAGGUUCACCUUAUGCUACCAACUCCCCACUUACCGCUGGUUCUCCUCCAGUUUUGAUUUAAACUGUAUAUGUGGGGAUUAAAAGUUAAAAUAAAAAAAAAAAAAUAAGGAGUGAAAGAAUAUACUUUUCCUUUUUAAUCAUUUAAUUAAUGAACAAUUGAUUUAAUAUCUUACUUCUAAUUAUCAAAAAAUUUCAAAUAAUUAGUUAUUAUUAAUCAUAUCACUAUUUCUUUAUCAAAAAAAAAAAACCCCCCCCAAAAAAAACAAAAAAAAAAAGGAAAAAAGGAAA